AUGAAGUUCCCAUUGAUGGGCUUCGACGCCACCAAUCGCAAAGCCAUCAUAUACGACGAAGGAACUGAGCCGUUUACCGGCACGACUUUGGAGGGUAUUGGUCAGGCUGUCAUUGGUGUAUUGAAGCAUCCUGAUGAGACAGCGAAUCGGUUCGUCAAAGUUCUCUCGAUCAAGACUUCGCAGAAUCAGCUAUUGAACGCUUUUGAAAAGACCGGGGGAUGGGAAAUCAGUCGAAGUACGACGCGGGAGUUGAAGGCUAGCGGCAUGGAGAAGUUCCCGCAGAGGAGCUCUGGAUGGACUCUUGAGCUGGCUGUAGCUCAACUGUACGAAUCCGGUGAAGCGAGGUGUGUUGUGACGCCUUGGUGGCUGGAGUCGGAGUCGAAGCUGUUGGGCGUGAAGGAGGAGUGCGAGGAGGGAAUCGUGAAGAUGAUAAUAGGGACCUGA
Molecule: messenger RNA, 444 nt
Organism: Fulvia fulva
Lineage: Eukaryota; Fungi; Ascomycota; Dothideomycetes; Mycosphaerellales; Mycosphaerellaceae
Exons: 1
Coding region: 1-444 (147 amino acids)
Source: RefSeq, a predicted model, not a curated record